Molecule: messenger RNA, 470 nt
Organism: Aaosphaeria arxii CBS 175.79
Lineage: Eukaryota; Fungi; Ascomycota; Dothideomycetes; Pleosporales
Exons: 1
Coding region: 89-307 (72 amino acids)
Source: RefSeq, a predicted model, not a curated record
AGAUGACGGAUCCGAGUGUGAAUCUCUAAUCUCGAUCAACUGUAGCAUUGAUCUGGACGAGGAACCUGAGUUGUGUUGGGCGAAUGGAAUGACAGUUACUCGGGUCACGCCUGGCAUGGUCAAACUUGUCGACAUUAAGCCUCCGAAACAAGGUGCCCCAAUACAAGCUGGCCCAAUCAGAAGAGUGAGUCCCCGGCGAUCCAAGUCUUUCGAUAAAACCAAGAGGAAUGCCGUGGUGGAUGCUCCGGGCCUCCGGUUGCCAAUUGCAGAUGUGGGUUCCUCAUACUUUACAUCAGAGAUACAAUGACUGAUUGAUAUAGUACCCUCUCGACCAAGAGUUCCGAAGCUCCCAAUAUGAAUUCUCCCGCGAGAAAAAGGCCAGACUCCCAAGGGAAGAAUCGCAAAGACUAGUCAACAGCUGGAUUACCUCCACCUCUCCAAGAGCCCGACGCCCCUAUUCCACCAUCGAU